AGCUAUAGAGAGAGAGAGAGAGAGUAAUAGAGAGAGGACAAGCAGAGAAGCAAAGCCAGCAAGAGGGAGAGCGAGCCAGCACCAGAGGAAGGGGAGGGAGCGCGAACACUCAACAAGAUAACAGGAGAUACGCGUGGGAACAACAGCCCACUGCAAAGCAGAGGCACAGAUAGAAGGCAGAGACAGAGCAGGGGAGCCGGCGUGCAAAAGAUAAGACGUGCUGGUGUGUUACUGCGUGUGUUCGGUCUACGUUUGUGUGUUCCCACGGUUCUCCUGAGGCCGUGGCAGCCAUGGCGUCGGAGCCCAGCACCCAGUCCAGGGUGAUGUUCCAGACAGGAGACAAAACAGAGGAGCCGGCGCACCGCAAGCUGGGCAAGCUGACAGUCAAAUACAAUCGCAAGGACCUGCAGAGGAGGCUGGAUAUUGAGGAGUGGAUCGACGGGCAGCUGCACCUGCUGUUUGACUGUGAGGAGGAAGAGAUCCCAGAGUUAGAGAUUGACAUAGACGAGCUGCUGGAGCUGUCGGACGAGGGGCAGAGAACCCGGCUGCAGGAGUUGUUGCAGGAGUGUGGAAAGCCAAAAGAGGAUUUUAUCAACGGGCUGCUGUACAGGAUAAAGGGCCUACGCAAAAUGUCGGGGCCCUUGAAGAAAUAAUAUUAGGUCAAAUCAAGAAUUGAGACAAUGUGGAGCCUCUCACCUCCCGAGCAGUAACUAUUUUGGAUGUCUGUAUGUGAGGUUACGUGUCAGUGGGACCCUCUUCCUGCACACAUGGGUCAGUCUAACACCAGAGCAGUUGGUUUUGAUUAAGAUUUUUUUUAUUUGACUUUUAUUUAUGGACAGCUAUAACUUUUUGACUCCCCCUCAACAUACCAAUAAUGCACCUGUGAUAAAGAUGUAUUGACUAUUACUCAGAUGGACUUUUUUUUUUGGUGUAAGAUUGUACAUUUUUGGUUGUCUAUUUAUGUACAUAAAUAUUUUUGUUCUGAUAACAGUGUUGUAUGUCAAAAUAAAAGAGAACGUUUUCAAGACAA
Molecule: messenger RNA, 1030 nt
Organism: Myripristis murdjan (pinecone soldierfish)
Lineage: Eukaryota; Metazoa; Chordata; Actinopteri; Holocentriformes; Holocentridae
Gene: ppp1r14d
Product: protein phosphatase 1 regulatory inhibitor subunit 14D
Exons: 4
Coding region: 291-653 (120 amino acids)
Biological process (GO): innate immune response; regulation of phosphorylation
Cellular component (GO): cytoplasm
Molecular function (GO): protein serine/threonine phosphatase inhibitor activity
Source: RefSeq, a predicted model, not a curated record